Anoplopoma fimbria (sablefish) is the source of this 1507-nucleotide messenger RNA. It is a transcript of the gene ptges3a, whose product is annotated as prostaglandin E synthase 3a (cytosolic). Bases 160 to 639 code for a protein of 159 amino acids. NCBI's taxonomy places the organism in Eukaryota, Metazoa, Chordata, Actinopteri, Perciformes, Anoplopomatidae. Gene Ontology annotation, molecular function: prostaglandin-E synthase activity; Hsp90 protein binding; protein-folding chaperone binding. Gene Ontology annotation, cellular component: cytosol; nucleus. The transcript has 8 exons. Gene Ontology annotation, biological process: prostaglandin biosynthetic process; chaperone-mediated protein complex assembly; telomere maintenance via telomerase. The record is from RefSeq and is a predicted model, not a curated record.
GAAAUCUCGCGAUGUUUGGCGAGACACCAACGCGUCGCUCUUGGACGUCAGAGUUAACUGUUUAGGUUUCAGUUCUCAUCUUUUGCCGGGCACCACAGCUUUGUAACACUUAUCUGUAUCGUGGAGCGACGAGGGAAUUAAAUUGCUGAAACAGUUGAGAUGCAGCCUGCAACAGCCAAGUGGUAUGACAGACGAGACUCUGUUUUUGUAGAGUUCUGCGUGGAGGACAGUAAAGAUGUGAAAGUAAAUUUCGACAAGUCUAAAUUUGUUUUUGGGUGUGUCAGUGGAACAGAUAAUAUCAAACAACAGAAUACGGUGGACCUCUUCGGGGAGAUUGACCCCAAAGACUCAAAAUACAGACGCACUGACAGGUCUGUAUUGUUAUGUUUACGAAAAGCAGAGGCUGGGAAAUCAUGGCCGCGACUUACUAAAGACAAGACAAAGAGCAACUGGCUGAGUGUGGACUUCAAUAAUUGGAAAGACUGGGAGGAUGACUCAGAGGAUGACUUGUCAAGUUUUGACAAAUUCUCAGAGAUGAUGAACACAAUUGGAAGGGAAGAUGUACCUGAUUUAGAUGGUGCAGGAGAAGAGCAUGACUCUGCAGACAGUGACGAUGAACAAAUGCCCGACCUUGAGUAAAUGAACAUGGCUGCCACAUCAGUAGCAAAUAAAGGAGAAGAGACCUCAUCUCCGCGCAGUUUCCAAAGCGAAACCCCUCAAGGGAGUGACAGGGAGUGACUGUUGAAUACAGACAUGCACAGAGAUCCAUAGCGACAUACAGUGCUGUGCUUUGCUGUUCUGUUCUGCAUGGACAAUUCUGUUGAAAUGAAAAUGUUCUUUUUCAUUGACUUAAUGACUGUAACGGGAUGUGCUGAUGUCUUACACCUUUCUCUGUCUCUCUGUUUUUUUUGCAAUGUCAGGUUAUGUAUUGAACAUUGUGAUUUCUAAUGAAGAAAAAAAAACUCAAAAUGCCUAUUUUCCAAAAAAGUUGAAUUUUUUAAUGAACAUUUCCCCCUUUUAAUGUUUGUAUUGUAAAAUGCACUUAUUUUGUUUGUUAAUUUAAAAACAGCAGUUCUGCUUGAAAUGGGUUUUCUAAUGUAUGCCAAUAUCUGCAAAUAUUUAACAAUGAUUUAAUUUUUUCAACAUAUUUCAACAUUUAAAAUAAACAGAUGCUUGUGCUUAUAAUUUACAGCUUGUGUGGAGAUUGUGCUAGAGUGGUACAAACUCAGCAUAUAAUUAUACCGUUGCAAAAGUGAGUUAGUUUCUCUAUGCCAGUGUACAAAACAUAGCAACACGUACAAGGAUUCAUUUGAGAUGAGGGCAGAUAUCUUAUGUAUUCUACCAAGAGUGUCCCAAAAAAUUGAAACAAUAGUUUCUAAUUGUUUGUUAAUCUGAUACACUAGAACUAUGCUUUGAAGGCUUGUGUGUUUAAUUCAACAACUGUUCAUCUUUUGAUGCUAUGGGAGUUUGGGUAUACAUUUUUAAUAAACUGUUUCAGACUGUUGAA